AAUAAUAAUCAGAAAACAGCUGUUUGCUUUCUUCUCCCUUAAGGAAACCACCUGGUGGUAGUUGGAAGAGACAACCUCUGGGAGCUGCCUAGUGGCAGCAAACCCAACUCAUUUCCUUAUUUCCAGUUUUUUAAAGGCCCCGCUCCCUUUUUCUGUUGGUUUGUUAUAAUCCAGAUGGGUGCCUUAUUGGAGAGCUGACGCAGCCGGCAGAGAUCUUCCAUUGGGAGCGCUGUGCGGGGCGGAGUUAGGCCGCUGCUGGGCUCUCUCCUUAGGCCGGGCCGGGCUUUUUUUGCCUUGCAGGUUGGCUGAUGAUUCCCGGGGGUCGGACGCUGCAUUUUAGCAGGCGAGAGCUAGAGGGGAGCAGAGCAAGCUAGAAGACGCCAAUGGCUGCGCCGAACCCAGAGAAAAGCCUCCAGGAUGAAGCCACCUGUUCCAUCUGCCUGGAUUAUUACCAGAACCCGAUGAUGGUCAUCGACUGUGGCCACAACUUCUGCCGGGAUUGCAUUGCCCAGUGCUGUGAAGGCUCCAUUGCCAAUGUGUUCUCCUGUCCGCAAUGCAGAAAACCCUUCCCUUGGCAGAACCUGCGGCCAAACAGGCACCUGUGGAAUAUCGUUGAGCUGGCCAUGCAGUUCAGCAAGCGGCGAGCCAAGGAGUUGGGAGAACAGACACUCUGCAAGAAACACCAGGAGCCGCUGAAGCUCUUCUGCGAAUACGAUCAAACGUCCAUCUGCGUGGUUUGUGACAGGUCCAAGCUGCAUAAAUAUCACAGCGUGAUUCCUAUAGAGGAGGCCGCUCAGGUUUACCAGGUAACGUGA
Podarcis raffonei (Aeolian wall lizard) is the source of this 815-nucleotide messenger RNA. RefSeq names its product E3 ubiquitin-protein ligase TRIM52-like. The transcript is spliced from 2 exons. The coding region runs from base 384 to 815 and encodes 143 amino acids. Gene Ontology annotation, molecular function: zinc ion binding. Lineage: Eukaryota; Metazoa; Chordata; Lepidosauria; Squamata; Lacertidae. The record is from RefSeq and is a predicted model, not a curated record.